AACCCUCCUUACGAAAUGUCUUUUGCACUCAAGAGCAGAGAAGAAGAAGAAGAAAAAGAUGAUGAUGAGAAAAUCUACAAGAGAUACAUAGAAAUUGUUGCGACUACACUUCCCACAAUAGAAGGUUGGUCGGGUAAACCGAGCUACCAGUACCAAGGCUUUUGGCACAACUCUGGAGCGUCUGGUGUUGGACCUUUAGCAUUUCAAGAUCACUUCAAGGCACGACCCAGUGACAUUUUUCUUGCUAGCAUCCCCAAGUGUGGCUCAACUUGGCUGAAAUCUCUAGCCUUUGCUGUCAUGAAUCGCAAAUCUCACCCUCCUUCAGCUCAGCCGCAACACCCUUUGUGCAUAUUGAACUCACACGAUCUCGUGCCAGGGUUGGAGGGGAUGCUAUAUAACAAUAAUUUAAAUGGCAGCCGAAUUCCAAACCUCGAUAUCCUUCCAUCGCCUCGACUGUUUAGCACACACAUGCCUUACACAUCACUACCCCAAUCUGUAACACUUUCAGGAUCCCGGAUUGUUUAUAUCUGCCGGAACACCAAUGAUAAUCUAGUAUCGUGGUGGCAUUUUAUCAACAAGGUAAGAUCCAACAAUUCUUUAGAGCCCGUGAAACUGGAAGAAGCCAUCGAGUUGUUCUGCAAAGGGAUGUCUUCACUUGGGCCAUUUUGGGAACAUGUGUUGGCCUAUUGGAAAGCGAGCUUAGAAAGGCCUCAAAAUGUACUAUUCCUCAAGUACGAUGAGAUGAUCGCUGAACCAGCCCUUCACUUGAAAAGAAUUGCAGAGUUUAUGGGGUGCCCUUUCUCUUCAAUGGAAGAGAAGGAAGAGGUGGUCGAUCAAAUAAUAAAGCUCUGUAGUUUCGAGAAUUUAAGCAAUUUGGCAGUGAAUAAAACUGACAAAAAUGGUACUGGUAUUCCGAACAGUGCCUUCUUCAGGCAAGGUAAAGUUGGAGAUUCUGCAAAUUACCUCACAACUGAGAUGAUGGAGCAGCUUGAUCGCAUCACAAUGCAAAAAUUGCAUGGUUCGGGCUUGAUACUCUAAAUUAAUUAUCACUUAUAUAUUUAUCUUAGUUUUCCUAUUGUAUGUUGCUCAUUUUGGU
Molecule: messenger RNA, 1096 nt
Organism: Telopea speciosissima
Lineage: Eukaryota; Viridiplantae; Streptophyta; Magnoliopsida; Proteales; Proteaceae
Product: cytosolic sulfotransferase 5-like
Exons: 1
Coding region: 16-1038 (340 amino acids)
Biological process (GO): sulfation
Cellular component (GO): cytoplasm
Molecular function (GO): sulfotransferase activity
Source: RefSeq, a predicted model, not a curated record